CUUCCGGUCCCUCUUCCGGAGGCCUGAGUUUCCGGGACGUGCGCGCCGUGUGGGGCGCGCACGCAGGGCUGGGCGUGAGGGGGCGUGCGCGUGCGCAGGCGACGCGCCGAGGGACUAGGCAGAGCCGUGGAACCGCCGCCAGGUCGCUGUUGGUCCACGCCGCCCGUCGCGCUGCCCGCCCGCUCAGCGUCCGCCGCCGCCAUGGGAGUGCAGGUGGAAACCAUCUCCCCAGGAGACGGGCGCACCUUCCCCAAGCGCGGCCAGACCUGCGUGGUGCACUACACCGGGAUGCUUGAAGAUGGAAAGAAAUUUGAUUCCUCCCGGGACAGAAACAAGCCCUUUAAGUUUAUGCUAGGCAAGCAGGAGGUGAUCCGAGGCUGGGAAGAAGGGGUUGCCCAGAUGAGUGUGGGUCAGAGAGCCAAACUGACUAUAUCUCCAGAUUAUGCCUAUGGUGCCACUGGGCACCCAGGCAUCAUCCCACCACAUGCCACUCUCGUCUUCGAUGUGGAGCUUCUAAAACUGGAAUGACAGGAAUGGCCUCCUCCCUCAGCUCCCUGUUCUUGGAUCUGCCAUGGAGGGAUCUGGUGCCUCCAGACGUGUGCACAUGAAUCCAUAUGGAGCUUUUCCUGAUGUUCCACUCCACUUUGUAUAGACGUCUGCCCUGACUGAAUGUGUUCUGUCACUCAGCUUUGCUUCCGACACCUCUGUUUCCUCUUCCCGUUUCUCCUCGUAUGUGUGUUUACCUAAACUAUAUGCCAUAAACCUCAAGUUAUUCAUUUUAUUUUGUUUUCAUUUUGGGGUGAAGAUUCAGUUUCAGUCUUUUGGAUAUAGGUUUCCAAUUAAGUACAUGGUCAAGUAUUAACAGCACAAGUGGUAGGUUAACGUUAGAAUAGGAAUUGGUGUUGGGGGGGGGGUUGCAAGAAUAUUUUAUUUUAAUUUUUUGGAUGAAAUUUUUAUCUAUUAUAUAUUAAACAUUCUUGCUGCUGCGCUGCAAAGCCAUAGCAGAUUUGAGGCGCUGUUGAGGACUGAAUUAUUCUCCAAGUUGAGAAAUGUCUUUGGGUUAAAUUAAAAGCCCUACCUAAAACUGAGGUGGGGAUGGGGAGAGCCUUUGCCUCCACCAUUCCCACCCACCCUCCCCUUAAACCCUCUGCCUUUGAAAGUAGAUCAUGUUCACUGCAAUGCUGGACACUACAGGUAUCUGUCCCUGGGCCAGCAGGGACCUCUGAAGCCUUCUUUGUGGCCUUUUUUUUUUUUUCAUCCUGUGGUUUUUCUAAUGGACUUUCAGGAAUUUUGUAAUCUCAUAACUUUCCAAGCUCCACCACUUCCUAAAUCUUAAGAACUUUAAUUGACAGUUUCAAUUGAAGGUGCUGUUUGUAGACUUAACACCCAGUGAAAGCCCAGCCAUCAUGACAAAUCCUUGAAUGUUCUCUUAAGAAAAUGAUGCUGGUCAUCGCAGCUUCAGCAUCUCCUGUUUUUUGAUGCUUGGCUCCCUCUGCUGAUCUCAGUUUCCUGGCUUUUCCUCCCUCAGCCCCUUCUCACCCCUUUGCUGUCCUGUGUAGUGAUUUGGUGAGAAAUCGUUGCUGCACCCUUCCCCCAGCACCAUUUAUGAGUCUCAAGUUUUAUUAUUGCAAUAAAAGUGCUUUAUGCCGGCUUUUCUCA
This is a messenger RNA of Pan troglodytes (chimpanzee), 1659 nucleotides long. It is a transcript of the gene FKBP1A, whose product is annotated as FKBP prolyl isomerase 1A. Gene Ontology annotation, molecular function: peptidyl-prolyl cis-trans isomerase activity. The transcript has 5 exons. The coding region runs from base 202 to 528 and encodes 108 amino acids. Gene Ontology annotation, cellular component: sarcoplasmic reticulum membrane; cytoplasm. Gene Ontology annotation, biological process: protein peptidyl-prolyl isomerization; regulation of ryanodine-sensitive calcium-release channel activity. The record is from RefSeq and is a predicted model, not a curated record. Lineage: Eukaryota; Metazoa; Chordata; Mammalia; Primates; Hominidae.